Molecule: messenger RNA, 854 nt
Organism: Moneuplotes crassus
Lineage: Eukaryota; Ciliophora; Spirotrichea; Euplotida; Euplotidae
Source: the annotation of a GenBank genome assembly
AAAAUAUGCUUACUAUAAUAACUUAUUUCCAAUGCCAGUGAAGAAGGCUGUGAAGACAAAUUUCCAAGCAAGGUCGAAUAGUUUAUGAGACGGAAUCAGCCCUUUCCAGAAGGACUAUGAUCCUCAAAUUUUGAACCUUCUUAAAAACUCUUCUUUCAAGAUAAUGAAGGAGAUGCAAAAGAAAGUUGAUACCAAGCUAAAAACUAUUAUUAGAAGUCAGAAAAGAUCCAGUUCCCAGAACGAAACCAGAAAGCCAUUAGUAUCUGCAGAUAUUGAAAGCAAUGAAUCUACCAACUAUGACAAAGGCGACCUGGGCUCCUCUGAUUUCCAAAGGUCCCUUAUUGUGCAAGAGUCGAUACCAUUAUUCAAGAAGAAAACUGAGGUCUCUAAUAACUCUAUGAGCUCUCCAAGUCAUGCAUGCAAUCGGUUCAGAACAAAGACUCAGAUGGGUAAAUAUAUAUCUGCUUUCUCAACAAAUGAAGCUAUUGUUAAGAUUAGAAAAUAAACAAAAUAAAUGUCACGAUAAUCUGAUAAAUCAAGAGAAGGACAAGAGAAAAUAAGAGAUCUCAGAUAUUCAUGAAGGCGAAGCAAAUUAUUGAACAGCAGCGUAAAGAGUUUCAGAAGAAACUUUCAAGUAAAUAUACCAAAUACAUCAAGAAUGACAAGAAGAUGUUUGAAAAAGUGCCUCCUCAUCAUGCAGCCAAGAACUUAUGUAAUGAUUUUCUUAAAAUUCGAAAAGCCUUAGCUAGUAGAACGCUUAAUUCAAAGAUCACGAAGAGAGAAAUAAGGGAUUGGAAUAUUGAUAAAGUAAUCUUAACCAAAAAGAGCAUUAAGGACUUGCCUUAAAGGUCAAU